AGGCGCUGCUGUGGGCUUAUGGUUGUGCUCGUGAUUAUGGAGUAGUUAAAUGCAGUCAAAAUGCUAAAAAAAAAGUUCAAACCUUGCUUGUUACUCUCAGAUAUCGUGCUGUAAUGUUGUUGGAUGUUUUUAGUGUGAAGCGUUGUUUUUUUCUGUCGAGUACAGCACUUUAUUGUGACAUGCUAAUGUGCCGUCUAAAGCGAGGCAGCAACAGCAUGCAGGCAGCUUCUCAUACAGUUUGCUGGUUUCCUCUCUUAAAGGUGUGGAUCUCCACGACAAGAAGUUGCUGUACUGAUUUUUUUGUUUGUUCAAACAGCAGAGGAAACUUCCAGACUUCAACUUUCCCGCCUUCCAGUUAACCUGAAAGAAACGAGCAGAGAUGUCAGCGAUUUCAGAGGAAGCCUGGAGAAUAACUCUGACUGUAAUCCUCGAGGAGCUGGAUGAGCCGCAGUACAAAAAGAUGCUGCUUUUUCUAUCAGAAAUCCCCAAACGUGUGAAGACCAAGUCCAGAGAAGAGAUGCCCCAAUUAAUCAUUGAGCACUACGGAGUGGAAACAUCUAUUCAUAGAAUCAAUGAAGUAAUGGAUCAGAUCCCACGGAAGGAUGCUGCGGUCCAGGACCGGCUCCGCCCCUUUGUGGACAAACUGAAGAACACACAACAGAAAACAGGAGAACGACACUUUGUGGAUGAACACAUGUGUGAGUUGAUCCAGAGAGUGAGCAACAUUGGACCGAUCCUGGAUGAGCUCUUACAAGAACAAGUUAUCCAACAAGAAGCCUACGAUAGGAUCCGAGCUCUUCCAAACUCUCAGGAUAAGAUGAGGGAGCUCUACAGCGGCCCUGUGAGAGCUGGCACUGCCUCCAGAGAUGCCUUCUACAGAAUCCUUCAGAACCAUGAGAAGAUGCUUACUGAGGACCUCAGGCGAUAGAACUUUGUGAUUUAACACUUCCUGUUCCAUCUUCUGUUAAAUGUUUGUUCAUAAAUCUCUGUUUGAACUGAUUUGCACGCGAGGAGAUGCUGUUUUGUAUGCGAGGAGAGAUCAUUUUGUACUCAAGGACAGUUUGUAAAGUAUGUUCUGUGUGUGCAAUGUCUCAAUACAGCUUGUAAAACAUUUUCUUUCUGUGCAACAGGUUUUAUUUGUGUGCAGCAUGUGUUCUCUGUGUGUGACCUUUUGGCACAAAAUUAACUCCAUACUAGGGGCCAUGAGCUACGUUGAGGUGAGGGCAGGUGAUGCUGAUAUGAAGGCAAGACUGUCCAGUUUCACAGCCGCUCACUUCCGGCCUUUGCGGUCUACAUGGGCCGGGCCCUUCGAAGAAUGCAGCCCCUGAAUUUGGACACAGUU
Messenger RNA from Archocentrus centrarchus (flier cichlid), 1342 nucleotides. Its product is annotated as NACHT, LRR and PYD domains-containing protein 1a-like. The transcript is spliced from 4 exons. NCBI's taxonomy places the organism in Eukaryota, Metazoa, Chordata, Actinopteri, Cichliformes, Cichlidae. Gene Ontology annotation, biological process: innate immune response; inflammatory response; regulation of apoptotic process. The record is from RefSeq and is a predicted model, not a curated record. Bases 380 to 928 code for a protein of 182 amino acids.